This is a messenger RNA of Benincasa hispida (wax gourd), 2376 nucleotides long. The record is from RefSeq and is a predicted model, not a curated record. Lineage: Eukaryota; Viridiplantae; Streptophyta; Magnoliopsida; Cucurbitales; Cucurbitaceae.
AUGGAAAUUAGGAGAGAAGAUGAAAUUCAAGACAUUUCAUUAUCUCCCUCAACCAUGCAAAUUACAAACACCAAUGCCUUAGGAGGCCAUAACAUUAUUGAUUUCAUCUCACAACCUUCCAUAAAAAAUAACCACUCUGAGGUUAGCAUUCAAAUUCAGACUUGUGAUACCAGUAGAAGUUGCCCACUUCCAAUUUUUCUCAAGUUUGAGGAUGUGGAAUACAAAGUGAGGAAUAAGCAAGGGUCCACCAAGAACAACCCAUUGAAGGCAGUGAUAUCAAAGGUUGGCUCACAAAUCAAAAUGGACCAACAAGACAGCUACAAGAAGAUUUUAAAGGGCAUAACAGGAAGGGUUGGGCCAGGGGAAAUACUUGCUUUAAUGGGUGCUUCAGGCAGUGGCAAAACAACAUUACUGAAAGUGAUUGGAGGAAGAGUACUUGACAAUGUCAAAGGAAAUAUUACUUACAAUGACAUUCCAUAUACUGCUGCUCUUAAAAGAAGAAUUGGUUUCGUGACUCAAGACGACGUUCUAUUCCCACAAUUGACGGUUGAAGAGACCUUACUUGUCUCAGCAUUUCUUCGGCUACCGAGUAAUAUGAACCGACAGCAAAAGUACGAGAGAGUUGACAUGAUAGUGAAAGAGUUAGGACUUGAAAGAUGUCGGAACACGAAGAUCGGUGGUGGUUUUGGUAAAGGAAUAUCAGGGGGAGAAAGAAAAAGAACAAGUAUAGGCUAUGAAGUUCUUAUUGAUCCUUCACUUCUAUUACUAGACGAACCAACUUCAGGCCUUGAUUCGAACUCGGCUAAUAGGCUUCUUCUUGUUCUCAAAGGACUUGCCAAGGCAGGACGAACAAUAAUCACAACAAUACACCAGCCAUCAAGCAGAAUGUUUCACAUGUUUGACAAACUUUUGCUGAUAGCAGAAGGCUAUCCUGUAUACUAUGGGAAAGCUAAAGAAUCAAUGGAAUACUUUUCAUCUUUGAGAUUUACCCCACAAAUUCCCAUGAACCCUGCAGAGUUCUUGCUUGAUCUAGCAACAGGACAAGUCGGCGACAUAAGUCUUCCCGAAGAUCUAUCGACAUCUCAAGGCUCUCUUGACACAGACAAAUCAAUUAUCAAGUAUCUGCAACUCAAGUACAAAACUCAAUUGGAGGGUCAAGAAAGAACCAAGAAUGAAGCUGCAAAGACACCAGAGCAUCUACAACUAGCUGUACAAGUAGGGAAAGAUUGGACAAUAAGCUGGUGGGAGCAAUUUAGGAUUGUUUCAAAGAGAACAUUCAAAGAAAGGAGUAAGGAUUACUUUGACAAGCUAAGGCUACUUCAAGCAGUUGGAGUUGCAUUGUUGUUGGGACUUCUUUGGUGGAAAUCCAAGAUUGACACCGAACCUCAACUACGAGACCAGAUCGGCUUAUUGUUCUACAUUUGCAUAUUUUGGACAUCUUCAUCAAUCUUUGGAGCGGUAUACGUGUUUCCAUUUGAAAAGCUCUAUUUGGUGAAAGAACAAAAAGCGGAUAUGUAUCGACUAAGCGUGUACUAUGUGAGCAGCACGUUGUGCGACAUGGUUGCACAUGUGCUCUAUCCAACAUUGUUCAUGCUGAUUCUAUACUUUAUGGUUGAUUUCAAGAGAACAGUUUCAUGUUUCUUGCUAACAUUGUUUGCAAUAUUAUUGGUAGCUGUGACAAGCCAGGGGGCAGGAGAAUUGUUUGGAGCUGCAGUUUUGAGUAUUAGAAGGGCUGGGAUGGUUGCCUCUUUGAUACUUAUGUUAUUUCUUUUAACAGGAGGCUACUAUGUACAGCAUAUACCGAAGUUCAUGCGGUGGAUGAAGUAUGUAUCAUUCAUGUAUUAUGGGUUCAGACUACUCCUAAAAGUGCAAUACUCGGGAGAUCAGUUAUAUGAGUGUCAAACCACACAAGGCUGCAGAACUCUGCAGUCUUCUUCUUCCUUCGACACUGUUAACCUCAAUGGUGGCUUACAAGAGGUCUGGAUUCUCCUAGCCAUGGUCCUCACCUACAGAAUAUGUGCCUACUUCUGCUUGCAUAAAAGGAUCAGCCAAUCUAAUAUUUGAACACAAAAACACCAUUACCAUGUAAAAUAUGAGCUUAAGACAGGUUCUCAUGGAAACCAUUUUAAUAUUCAUUUGUCCAAUCCUUUGUACUUCAUCCAAUUCAGAAGACAAACUAAAACAUUCAGUCCACAUUUAGUCUUUUCAAUGCAUUUAUGAUACACAUGUGUUCUUCUCACGCUGGACUUACUCGGUUCUUAGAUUAUGAUAGCCAUGUUACUUCAUGUACUUCUGCAAGAAUUUUCGGUGGAAGUCAUUCCUAAUCGUGUCGUUUAUAAAGCGCUUAGGAGUCUUUGAUUCACCACGGGCCUGAUU